AAAAAAAAUAACGAGAGAUCUCGAGCACCGCGCUCCACCGCCACGCCCACCAUCCAUCAUGGUAUCGCGAAAGCGAGCUCACUCCGAAAUGGAGACGGCGGCGGCGUCCUCCACGAAACAGCAGGAAGAGCCGAGUCUUUUCCAACGGAUUCGGAAUUGCUGGGAAUUCGCUUCGUUGAUGCAGUAUAUCUUCUUUUUUGGGAAGAUUAUGAAGAUUGAUGAGGAUUUGGGUGUUGAGGACUUGGAGAUGGAAUGCCUCAAACCCGAGCCUUCGGAGAAGCUUAUGGAAAUCGGAUUGGCGCUGCUUAAAUUCGUCUCGUCGCAUCGCGGAUUAACGUUCGACAAUUUCGACGAAUAUACGCGUCGCCAAUACAAUGCCAAAGCCCCUCACCUCGUCAACCCUUUCGGAUACGAUGAAGAGCCGAACAAGUUCAGAGAUUUCGAUGUGUUUUUGAAAUUAAAAGUACUACAUCAAUUGUCGCUCUGGACAUUCUGGAAUCCGGAUCGCAUCCGAGAGAAGAUGCCUGAGCAGCGGGAGAUAGAUCAGACGCAAUGGAGAAUUGAAGAAUUUGGUUGGGAUAGUAAGGACCGGAUUUACUACGUCCUAGAUGACAACCGUCUAUAUCGUCGCACCGAUCCGGCUAUUCCUCCACCAGCCGCUGCUAAACCAAAAGCGAAUUCUAAGAAGGCUAGAGCUGCCGCUAGAGCUGCGAAGCGUAGAAGACUUUCUGCCAAAGCUGAAGAAGAAAACGAUGAGGAUGUCGGUGAAACCGAGAAGAGUUCGAUUGAAGAACCAACACCUGAGUUCAAGUGGGAGUGUUUAGCAACCAACUUGUCCGAAUACCAAGAAUUCAUUGAUUCCUUACAAAAGACUAGAGACCCGAACGAGAAGUCACUUCGAAAUCGUCUUGUGGAAGGAGUUCUCCCCAUUGUUGGAAAAGCCGCUGAAGCAGAAGAGCGCAAACGGCAGAAACGAGAGAAGGAGCUAUUCAAUAUGCAAUUGCUGGCUGGCGCCAAACGUUCCAGUCGUCUGGCUGAGAAGCAAGACAAAGAGCGACGCGAUAGGGAGGCGAUGGAAGCAGCUCGCAAGCGCGAAAUGGAGCUUGCCGCUGCACGCAAGGAACAGGAAAUCCAACACAAGAUGGAAAAAGAACGACAGAACCGUAUCAUGACCCGGGAGCGUCGAAUCAAGGAGAGAGAAUCGAAACGUAUACUUCACGAAGAAGAAAUGGCACGAUUAGAAGAGGAACAGAAGAAGCUCGAGUCUGGAGAGGGUCGAGUCUCGGAAAGACAGAUCAAAGCUGAAUUGGAUAAGCGAAGGAAGGAAAUGGAAGAGCUUGCGGAAGAGGAUCAAUGGAUUUUUGAUUGCUCUGGUUGUGGUGUUCACGGGGAAAACAUUGAUGAUGGUUCACAUUGCGUCGCUUGCGAACGUUGCAACGUCUGGCAACACAGUAGUUGCUUGGGUAUUUCGCAAGACGAGGCCGAGAAGGAUGACUUUCACUUUGUCUGCGCCGAUUGCAAGCGCAAAGAAGAGGAAGCCAGCCGACCAAAGAUCCCUCCUUUGAAAUUCCGUAUCGGAUCUGCUUCACCAGCAACCACUACCGCUCCAGCCGCGAAGGAGGGGGAACAAAGCCCGUUAGCGUCAAAGGUCUCAUUACCUGCACCUGCACCGUCAAACGCAACAGCCUUCCCUCAACGUCCUGCUUUACCACCAAAUCAACCACAGUUUGGAGCACCAACCUCUCCUGAACGUCGCUUUCAACCCGCUACCAAUGGGGGUUCUUUUGCAGCGCCUGGAUCCCCGUCCAAGGGGAGUGUUGGUCCUGCAUCAUCUCCGUUGAGUUCCCUACCUGAGCCUGCGUACAUUCAGCGGCAGCAGCCAGUACAACACUCGUCAGCGGCCCUACAAGGAAUUCUUUCCAACAACCCCUUAUCAUCUCACCGCCCAUCAUCCUCACACUCCGUUCAAAGUCAGGUGCACCCUUCACCCAUUCAAAAUCGUCCUUCAAUGUCACCAACCCAGGGGAAUCGUGAUGUUGGACCUUUAGCCGGGUUUCCUCCUUCAGCCAUCUCUAAUGGAUCGGUACCGACGACACCAUACGGACAACAUCGGCCAAUAGCCCGACCCCAAGAUCGGAAUAUCCCAUCUUUUCCGAGUAUAGACCAACGUACAGCAUCCUUCUCCGAGUCGUUCCCUUCCCACACUCCACCACCACCUGGAUCUCAAAAUAAUAUGAGCUUCUCUGGUCUCAGCCCGACCAAGAACAACUCGCCGCGGCCCGUGACAGCAAGCAGUGUCAGCAGUGCAUCGGUCUUACCUCCAAUUCACAGACUCGAGCCCAGUCCCAAACUCAUGGGACGUAGUUCGGUGGACGCGCCUAUUCCGCCUCCAGUCAAAACGAUGACUCCGGAACAGGAAGGACGUCGACAGCGUGAGAAUCAGGUUGCGGCAGGACACGACUCGACUUAUACUAUUACUGGCACAACUCUGCCACCGUUGUCGUCUUGGAACACGACUCCAUCUCAGAAUAAUGUACAACAACCGUCAUCCUUACCACCUCUCGGCCCCAACACGCAGGACCAGAACAACGGUGUGAACGGGCAUUAA
Messenger RNA from Talaromyces stipitatus ATCC 10500, 2608 nucleotides. Its product is annotated as PHD finger domain protein, putative. Lineage: Eukaryota; Fungi; Ascomycota; Eurotiomycetes; Eurotiales; Trichocomaceae. Gene Ontology annotation, cellular component: RSF complex. The transcript has 5 exons. The record is from RefSeq and is a predicted model, not a curated record. Bases 59 to 2608 code for a protein of 849 amino acids. Gene Ontology annotation, biological process: regulation of DNA-templated transcription.